UUGCCCAGUGACUUUUAUCAUGCCAUAGUAAUGACCCAUCUGAUUCUCAAAUCUGGAUGGAACUGUAUUGGCAUCAUAACCACAGAUGAUGACUUGCCACACUUUUACAAAUAGCCGUCAAAGUUGUCCAGCCCUCCUCUCAGCUGCCUAGAAGUGAGGAUUAAUCAGACAUUUGAGAAAAUCAUUGCAGAAUCCCAAGUUAAUGUCAUUGUCAUGUUUCUGAGGGAAUUCCAUAUAAAAGAAAAGAAUACAUAGAAAUGUGGGGUUGUAACUGAUAACUGAUCAAUUGUCACAAAGAUUAGCAGCAUUUCUAAUACUAAAGAGAUUGACAAAAUUGCAGGGUUUACCUUUAAGAAAAGGGAUAUAUCCUCUUCCCACUUCUUUCUUCAAAACCUUGCUAAGUUCCCCAGUGACAAUAACAAACCUUUAAAUUAAUUUAUGAUGCUUUUGUCUGCCUGUGCAUAUGUCCAGGAUACUGAUUUGAAUUAACGUAUUUUUCAUCUUUCUCGGAGGCUUUUUGCGUAUAAAUUCAACAAGAAUGUAGAAAGGAAUUUCUUGAGGAAAGACUUCCUCUGGCAAUGUAUUGAGCCAGGACUUAUUCAACUGGCAGUGUUGGCCAUUGACUAUGCCACUUGGGAUCCGAGCCAUGCUUGAGGCUGUCAGAAGCCCAAUGUGUUUCAACCAAGUGAGAUACCAACUCGUGUUCAAGAGAAUCUCUUAUUUCUGAAUGCAUUUCACUUUGAUGCCCAUGGGGACUUGAAUACUGAGUCUGAUGUGUUCUGGAAAGAAAUCAAUGGCUAUUUCUCUAUUGCAACUAUGGCUGAAUAUGACCUGUAUAAUUAUCUCUUCAUUGUCACAAAACAAAAAACAAAAGAUGAACUCAAGAAUCUUAAGUGAAUUCAUUAGGAGUGCUCCAAGAAAUGAAAUCCUGGAAAAGUGAAGACAACUACAAGAAGUCAACACAGCUGUUGCUAUGAAUAUCAGGAUUGUCCUGAAAGCCACCACAGGAACCAAAUAGAUACAGAUCACUACCUUUUAUGCAACAACAAAGUUCACUGGGCCCCUGUAAGCAGCACUAUGUGCUUUGAGAUGGAAGUGGAGUGACUGCUUGCUAUCUUGCUCCUGGCCCUCUCCCUACUAGAAACCCUGUUUGUUCUGGCCAUUGACCAUCUGAACACACCUGUGGUGACAUCAUCUGGAGGGCUGAUGUUGUGUUAUGUGAUCUUCCUUUGUCAUUGGUUCAACUUUGCCAGCACAGGUUUUUACAUUGGAGAACCACCAGACUCAACAUGUAAAAACAGACAGAGAGCUUUAACUCUCUGUGUCUCCAGCACUUUGAUGAAGUCAUUGGAAAUUGUACUAUCCUUCAGCAUUGAUCCCACAUUGCAGAACUUCCUGAAGGGCCCCUGCAGACCAAUCCUCUUUGUCCGCAUUUGCAUCAGCAUACAGGUUAUCAUUUGCACGUUCUGGCUGGUCUUCACAGCACCUGCUGAGAAGAAUGUCUCCUUGCCCAUAGUCACUAUCUAGGAACGUGAAGAGCGAUUCACCCUUGUUGGCACCAUGGUGAGCUAUAUUGCCAUCCUUGCCUUCAUUUGCUUCAUAUUUGCCUUCAAAAGCAGGAAAUUACCUGAAAAUUACAAUCAAGCCAAACUCAUAACAUUUGGGAUGCUCAUUUACUUCAUUGCUUCGAUCAUAUUCAUUCGUGUCGGUGCUACCACAUUUGGCAAAUAUUUGCCAACUGUGGAGGUUAUUAUUAUUUUAAUGUCUAACUAUGGGGUCCUGUGUUCUAUGUUCUUUCCCAAAUGCUAUAUUUGUAAGCAAGAGACUAACACAUAGUCUGCCUUUCUCAAGAUCAUUUAUAGUUAUUCUGCUCAUAAUGCAGUAAGCCUGCUAAAAGUCACCUUUUCACUGGACUUCAUUAAAAGCAAUAUCACAAUGACCAGCCCCGGGUCUAGUGGCAAGUCAGCAGGCUGGCAGAAAAGCAAAAUGGUUCAGGCAUAAGGUGCACAGAAAAGCAAAGAAAGUGCUACAACUGUAUCUAAAAGAUUGCCUUGAAAAAUAAUUUCAAAUUUAUUAAGAGUCACAUUCCAGAAUAAAAUACCUUCAUGUCUAAAAUGUGUAUAUCCUCAUGAAAUAAAACUGGAGAAUAACAAGUCAAAAUACUCCAGAAGAAAGGCAAAUACUUGGAAGCUGAACAACAUGCUGCUAAAUGAACGAUGGGUUUUAGAAGAAAUCAAAGAAAAAUUCGAAUAA
Molecule: messenger RNA, 2253 nt
Organism: Ochotona princeps (American pika)
Lineage: Eukaryota; Metazoa; Chordata; Mammalia; Lagomorpha; Ochotonidae
Gene: GPRC6A
Product: G protein-coupled receptor class C group 6 member A
Biological process (GO): G protein-coupled receptor signaling pathway
Cellular component (GO): membrane
Molecular function (GO): G protein-coupled receptor activity
Source: RefSeq, a predicted model, not a curated record